AUGCGGGCCGGGAUGGCGCUGCCCACCCCGCGGUGCGGGCCCCUGGGCCCGCGGGGGCCCUUUCGGGACGUCUACGAGCCGGCCGAGGACACCUUCCUGCUGCUGGAUGCGCUGGAGCGGGACGCGGGCAGCCUGCGGGGGGCUCGUCAUCCAGAGUGUUCUCGCUUUAGAGUCAACAUCUGCCUUGAAAUAGGAUCUGGAUCUGGUGUGGUUUCAACAUUUCUGGCUUCUUCCAUCCUUGGACCCAGUGCACUGUACAUAUGCACAGAUAUCAAUCCCAUGGCAGCUUACUGUACCCAGGAGACAGCUCUCCUUAACAAUGUUCACCUGCAGCCUGUCAUCACUGACUUGGUCAAAGGAUUAUCCCCAAGAUUAAAUGGGAAGGUUGAUCUACUGCUGUUUAACCCACCAUAUGUGGUAACACCUUCUGAAGAGGUGAAAAGCUGUGGAAUAGAGGCAUCCUGGGCUGGGGGCAAACAGGGGAGAGAAGUAAUGGAUAGGGUUUUCCCAUUAGUACCAGACCUGCUCUCACCAGGAGGAUUAUUCUACUUGGUCACAAUUAAAGAAAAUAAUCCAGAUGAAAUUCUGGAAAUUAUGAAGAAAAGUGGCUUAAAAGGCACACAAGUACUUUCCAGGCAAGCAGGACAAGAGAUGCUGACAAUCCUCAGAUUUAGGAAAUCUUGAUAACGUCUCUUCACCUGACAGGUAGUAAGCAUGAAGAAAAUUGAACACAGAGCUGUCAGUUGGUAAACACCGAAGUGAAUGCAAUCUGCCCUCUGUUAAUGGCAGGAACUUACUCAUACAAGCAAAACAUCAAGAAAGAUAUGAACCCAAGACCUGAACUAGAGAACAUAUUAUCAGUGGGUUCAUUAUAUGAUCUAAUAUCCUUUGACAUAACCAAUGUCACACACCAGAGAGUCUCACUUCUACAAGCCAAGCACACAUAUCACUUUUAAUUUGUAGUCUUCAGUUGUCAUUGGUCAGGACCAGGAUCAUUGUACAUCAUCAGCACUCACAACAAACUGCAAGUUUACAAGCAGCAGUGUUAAGGUGUCCUGUUGGCUUAAAAAGUUCUUUCCUCUCCCAGGAUCAGCGUUCUCAGCACGGAUCACUUUGGCCUUGAUUAAGGAACAGUCUUCCACAUCCCUCUGACCUUCAGAGAAGAAGAAAGAGCCUGGUUAAAAUACACAGAUGCUCAGAGUUCACCACAAAAGCAUUGGAGGAAGUUCAGAUCAGUGCAUAGAUGGAUAUACAGUGGCACUUUAUACAAUGGAAAAUGUGAAGGCAGAGUUAGGAGUUGUUUCACUUGUUCUCACAUAGCUGUCAAAUAUUUUGCUGCUGUGCUACUCAGGGUACUGAGCUUCUCAUCUCUUCCAACAUAUGAAGAUGUUCCAGCAGCAGCUAAGGAGGAAUCUCUAAUUCUUCAAUCCCUUGUAAUGAGCACAACAGUUCUGCAGUUCAUUAAACACCUUCCAUGAACUUCAGAGAUGGCUUCUCAAGGAAUGAUGGAAAAUUUUAUUUUAGUAAUUGUAUGUAUUUAUAUUGCCAUUGGGAAUUUUUGAGGAAUGCAACUUUGCAAAUAGAAAUUGAAUUUUAGUAGUUUUCACUUUCCCCCCCCCAGUUUAAAGAAACACUAGUGUAGUUUUUCUGGUGUAUACUGGAGGGUUUUCUGAGGCUCUAAUAACUUUGUCUGUGGACACAAAGCUUAAAUAAGUUGGCUUCAAUUCCCAGCUUACUUUUGACCAAAAUAAAAACCAAACAAGCUUAGAAGGAAUAAGAUGGAAUUACAUUUAAAAAAAAAAAUUAUUUCCAUCAUGGUUCUGUAGAGACUGACAUGCAAAAAUUUUGUUUGUGUAAUGCUCCUAUAAACAUUAUUUUGAUAUUUGUGGUAAUUUGUGUGAUUUUAGCAGUGCUUUAUCACAGGAGGAUACUGGGCAUAGUAUAGUCCUCACAUCAGUCCAAAUUAGCAGAGCCUCUUCCUCAAAAACUGUGACCAUUCAAAGAUGAAAGUGGGCUGGGUAUUAGAUGUGGUUAAGCUAAAUAAUUGCAGAUACACUGUCAAAUGAAGGAUAAUUUGACUGCCUACUGGAUCUAGAGCUAGUAGGAUUUUCAGAUUUCAAGCUCAGGGUUGAAUGCUACCAAAAAAAUUCGCCAUGGUUCAAAAGUAGUUUGUCCUCAGGUGCUGGAGUUCUUAUCUAGUCAGUUACUGAAUAUUUCUCAGUUAUUAUCAUCCUCUUCAGUCAAAUUAGGAGGGUCUGCUAUAGUAAUAAAAUAAGACCCAUUAUUUCCAGGGUGCACUGAGCACUGCUUUGGUUUCUGUUCUCCACCUGUAAUGUUUAAUAGCUACAGACAGGUUUAAUUAUGAGGCCACAUCAUAUUGUAAACUUGACAAUUGCUCUGAGCCAACGUUACCUGAAGAAUCUACAGGAAUAUUCUUUUUUUAUCAACGUAACUGGAGAAAUCUUUAUUGUCCGGGCAUUGGAAAGAGAAGGUGAUCCUAAGGGUUUAAAAAACAUCUCCCCUUCUCUGGGUCCUGGCUCCCUUCAUAGACUAAUGAACAAAGCUGCAGAUUUUUUUGUUUCUUGAAAGAUGCUCCUGCAGGUGAGGAUUUGAUUUUACAAGAAGCAAGAUAGCAGAGAGCAGGGAUGCAAAGCAGGAUUUUAAACACUAAGAAGUUGAAAAUAUUCACUGUUCACACAACAGUCUGCACUGUAAGGGAUGAUUUUUUUCUGCUGCUUGUUCUCAGCAUCUUCAUAAGGACAAAUAAUUCAGAUUUUGUCUGUUCCUUUCUCAGCAUGUCUUUGGGAUUUUUUUUUUUUCAUAAGUAUUUUUAAGACAUUGAAGCACUUACCUGAACCUUCCCAAAAACUUUUGCCUGUGCAAAAUUUCUUCAUAAACUUAGAACUAAAUCGAAGGUAAACAGGAAUUUCAUAUAUAGCAAUUGUCACCUCUGCUUAUGAUGGAAAUGCUUACCAAAGCCUAAAUUACCAGGAUUUUUUCCCUAGAUUAAUAUUUUGGAGAAAAUAAUGGAACAACUUUCUGAAAUGUUGUGUUUGGAUUUCUUUUUUCUAUCAAAAAUGUUGUGUUUGAUUGGAGUGUAUGAUUAUCAGAAGAAUCCUACUGAUGUUUGUGAGGAACUGAAAAAGCCUGACAAGAAUUCCAAUCCAGUGUAAAUGGAAAAUAUUUAUGGAAGAAAACUCCUUGAGUGGAACUGCACACACAGCAGGGCUCCACUGGAGCGAAAACACUCCUACUACAAAUUGCAUUUUUUUGCACUGAAGACACCUGGUGGUUGCAUCCAUAGCCAGCUCUGAGAGAAAAGUUGGUUAUUCAGGGAAGCUUUUCUCUUGAUGAGACAUAAUUACCACCUUGAGCCAUUCUAUUUUUAUGAUAUUAUUAAGAUAUAAAUGAGAUCUUUUCGAUCUCCAAAUGGUAAUUGAGAUUUCUAAAUUUUGUUUUUUUAACUCAGUCCAUGGACUUGAGACACUGCAAGAGUAUAGUUUUGCUUUAAAUGCAUGUUUCAAGGGACAGUAAAUGCUAAAUAAAUAUAAAAUAAGUAUUUGUUAAAGUAAGGACUGAGAGUCCUAAUCCUAAACUGUAUAAUUAGGAAAGGGAGAUGGCAGAAAAAGAUGUCACCAGAUGAGCACUGAUUUGCACUGUCUGUAGUAACUCAUUAACUUAAUAAUUUAAAAACUCUCAUUCAGUGCAAUUGAAUUCAAAGAACUUAAUCUAUUUAAACACAACUAGCAUAGUUCUCGGUAUUAGAUAUGAUUAUUUUGGAGGAAAAAGCUCCAAAAACAUGGGAUGAAAUUCAGACCUGAGGACUGCUAUAAAUAGAAACUUUCUUUACCUGAUUCAGUCCCCUUUGUCACUGCUGUUGCUAUUUUACUGAAUGCAAGUGAAAAGAAAAUCCCAACCAUAA
This is a messenger RNA of Lonchura striata (white-rumped munia), 3922 nucleotides long. RefSeq names its product HemK methyltransferase 2, ETF1 glutamine and histone H4 lysine (gene HEMK2). Lineage: Eukaryota; Metazoa; Chordata; Aves; Passeriformes; Estrildidae. Gene Ontology annotation, molecular function: S-adenosylmethionine-dependent methyltransferase activity; protein methyltransferase activity; nucleic acid binding. The record is from RefSeq and is a predicted model, not a curated record. Gene Ontology annotation, biological process: methylation. Gene Ontology annotation, cellular component: eRF1 methyltransferase complex.